CUCGGAUAUCAGGCUAUUCUCGACCGGUAUAAGCAAAACUCUCUCUCCGUUUGGAGCUUCGAGCUCUAAGAAGACAAACAGACCCAUAUUGGCAUUCGGGGUGCUCCGAAGCUUUCCCAGGUUCUGGUUUUGCUCAGAAAAGCUCAAACUCUCUCAUUUUUGAAAGAGAUGAAGAACACCAGCCUUUUUAUUCCAAUUCUUUUAUUGUUAUCGUUUUCCCUUCAACAAACAGUCCAAGUCUCCUCCUUUACACAGAGAAACCAGGAGUUUGAAAAAUCUGCAUCUUCAAGAACUCUUGAACAAGAACACGAGCAUGCUCAUGAAGUACAUUGUUCCAGAGAAAGAAGUAGGGCAGCAUGGAAAAUUAUCGAGGAGUACCUGAUGCCGUUUCUGGAACAAGAGCACUAUGAGAUGUCAAGUAAGUGUCGACUUCAUCCUGACAAUGAUCUAUUUAGGGAUCAGGAACAGCACAAGAUUCAUCUGGAUAUAAACGAAUGGCAGUGUGGAUACUGUAAGAAAAGCUUCCGUGCUGAAAAGUUUCUUGAUCAGCAUUUUGACAACAGACACUACAAUCUUCUUAAUAUAAGUGGCAGCAAGUGCUUAGCUGAUUUAUGCAGAGCUUUGCAUUGUGAUGUUGUAAUGGAUACCAAGUUAAGCAAGACCAAAUGCAAUCCUGCAGCUGCUGCAAGGAAUCACCAUCUAUGUGAGGGUCUUGCCGAUAGCUGUUUUCCUAUUAAUCAAGGUCCCUCAGCACGCCGCCUUAAUGAAUUGUUUUUGCACCAAUUUUGUCACGCUCACACUUGCUCGAGGAAACAUAAACAUUUUCCUAGAGGAGGAAAGGUAAGGUUUCAGUCUCCUAGUGCAAUAGAUUUUGCAAUAAAAAAUGAAAUGUGCUUAAAACAAAAUAUGGAAAAUUUCAUUUCCCAGACUGCAUAGAUGAUCUACUCAUGUUAAAAUCUUUUACCUGUUUACACUCUCAUUGUCUUUCUACUGGCUUGUUCCUUUUGAUGGCGAACACAGACUUCUAAGGUCAAAUAUCUCUGGCUACCAUUAGUCUUUAUGUGGCAUAGUUUCAGUAUCUUCUAGCUUAUUUUAUAUUUCAGUAUUUCGCAAUCGUUGUCUGUGAUUACCAAGAUUCCUUUUUCUUUUGAAGAUUUUGCUU
Molecule: messenger RNA, 1162 nt
Organism: Prunus mume (Japanese apricot)
Lineage: Eukaryota; Viridiplantae; Streptophyta; Magnoliopsida; Rosales; Rosaceae
Source: RefSeq, a predicted model, not a curated record